AUGGCGGGCUGUUUUAUAUCAUCCAUUGUGCGCAAUCAAGAAAUGGCCAUGAUCAUUAUGCAACCAUUACUAAUAUUACACACUAUAUUUGCUGGAUUAUUCAUUAAUUCUGGCCAAUGGCGAACUGUUGAUUACAUACCAUGCUACAAUAAUAGCGAAUCGGUGGGACAUUGUUAUGGCAACGGUUCAAAUAUUAAUAUGAGAGUUGUAUUAGAGAUCAAUGAGUCUCAUAGAGACAAUAGAGAUCUAUCAGGAAAUAUCGCACCUGGUCAAUUAUUGGCUAUUAUGGGACCUAGUGGUGCUGGCAAAACGACCCUGCUCAAUGCGCUCACCGGCAGAAAUAUGAGCAAAAUGUCGGUCACCGGAGAUGUGCUGAUAAACGGACGGCCGGUAAACGGGCGAACUCUGGCCUCCAUCUCGUCGUAUAUCCAACAAAACGAUUUGUUUCAUCCAUUGCUUACCGUUAGAGAGCAUCUCAUGAUUAAUGCUACUUUGAGAUUGUCUGGAGCUUUGUCUCAUGCUGAGAAAAAUGAAUUGGUUCAAAAUGGUUUAGAUGUUGGGAGCUCUGAGUUAAACUUGGUCAAUUGUUCGGAGAGCAGAAUUGGCGGUGAUUUAACAUUUAAAGGCAUUUCUGGCGGAGAAAUGAAACGCUUGUCAAUCGCAUCAGAGGUUUUAACAAAUCCUUCGUUAAUCGAUGAGCCGACGAGUGGUUUGGACUCAUUUAUGGCCGAAAGUAUUGUCCGGCUAUUGAAGGCUAUGGCCUGUGAGGGCCGGACUAUA
Medioppia subpectinata is the source of this 780-nucleotide messenger RNA. Lineage: Eukaryota; Metazoa; Arthropoda; Arachnida; Sarcoptiformes; Oppiidae. The record is from the annotation of a GenBank genome assembly.